Messenger RNA from Ixodes scapularis (black-legged tick), 711 nucleotides. RefSeq lists its product as uncharacterized. The transcript has 3 exons. NCBI's taxonomy places the organism in Eukaryota, Metazoa, Arthropoda, Arachnida, Ixodida, Ixodidae. The record is from RefSeq and is a predicted model, not a curated record. Bases 2 to 538 code for a protein of 178 amino acids.
CAUGAAGCAAGUCACUGCCGCACUUCUCGCUAUCUUCUUUAUCACCUCGGGAUGGUGCCUGGAAAAGGAGGAAAUUCUGGACGUGAUUGUUGACAAGGAGUCUAACCGUGUGGGACAACAAGCAAUUCAAGUCGGCCAAAUUCUACGUGAAUGUGCCCAGGGCAUUAAAGUUCACGUCGCACAAAACCAAGGACUGGAAAAUGAAACUGCUGAGUAUUUCUUCAAAAGACUGUGGGCUGGUGUGCAGAAAGUUGUCGACAAAGUAGCGAACGUUAUAGGCCGCGCGUCAGAAGGUUUGAACUAUGUCACCAAGGCUGCUGAAGUCAUUACAGCAGUAAUCGGAGAGAAAUUAGGCAGUUAUACCCUUAGUGACGAUCAGGUUUCCUACCCGAAUUUGUUGACUGAGCUCGGCAAGAACCUGGACAGCAUGGGCAAAAGUCUGAUACAAAAAGGCUCAGAGUUGUGCUCCACGUGCAGCCAGAAAAAGCUGGGUGACAUCGAGAAGAAUUUCGUCAAGAAAGUUCUUUCCUCGCUUUAGGAAGUUUAUUUCUUGCACAUAAAUAUAUAAAUACAUAAAUACAUUACUACUAAUUUUAGGAAACAAACAGUCCUGUGUAAAACAUACCGCUCAGAACUUCGUAAAGCACAGCUGCAAUUUCGCAAAGGAAUGUCAAUUAAUUACGCAAAUAAAAGAAAUGAAAUGUGAAGAAA